AACUUAAUAGCGAGUGAAUUUUAGGGAGAGAUUGUUGUGGGAAACGCACCCGCAAAUCGCAAUAUUUGUAGUUGUAGCAGCAUACCAGGAGACUGGAGAUGAUUCCUAAACUGAAAUGGUUUUCUAGGAGUAUGUCCGCCAUUAAUCUCAUCCUUUCUGUUGCUGCAUCCAAGUCUAACACUUUCGCUGCUUCCAGUACUUUCUUCAAAAGAAACCUAAUCACCAAAUCGCCAUUGAAGAAUUCAUAUGCAUUUCUUGCCAUGGAUUCACCUUGGUUCCUUUUUCAGCGUCGUGGUGCCAAAGUUAUUGGCUCCGAGGUUAGAGCAGGGAAUAUCGUCCAACGUAAAGGGCGCAUUUACCAGGUUAUAAAAGCACAGCACACGCAGCACGGAAGGGGAGGAGCGUCGAUUCAGGUAGAGCUUCGUGAUGUCGAUAGUGGGAACAAAGUAACUGAAAGAUUCCGCACCGAUGAAGCCAUUGAAACGGUAUUUGUUGAAGAAAAAUCUUUCCAGUAUUUAUACUCGGAGGAAAAUAUGGUAGUGCUAACAGACCCUGAAACUUUUGAACAGAUAGAAGUGCCGAAGGAAUUGUUAGGAAAGGCUGCUGUCUACUUGAAAGAUGAUAUGACAAUCAAAGUUCAGUAUUACGAUGGGAGACCAAUGUCUGCCACAGUACCUACUCGUGUCACUUGUACUGUUGUUGAUGCGCGAGCUCCUAUGAAGGGGCUCUCCGUUAAUCCUCAGUAUAAAAAGGUUUUGCUGGACAAUGGCCUGAUUGUCCUUGCACCUCCUUUCAUUGUGACGGGUGAUGCAAUCAUUGUCAGUACAUUAGAUGAUUCAUACAUUACCAGGGCAAAGUAAGAUUUUAUACUGGUUAAUGUUUGGUUUACAAAGUUUACUAGGUGAGGAGAUUUGCUGUGCAGAUUUUGAAAAAAUGCUGCCUUCCAUGAGUUUUAAGAAGUCGACAUGAGAUUGGUGCUGCCAGUUGCUGCUGCUCUUUGCAUGGUAAAAUUGAAAUCUUAACUGCUUGAAAUAUACAUUUACAAAAUGUUGAACAUGUCUUUAGAGCCUAGAGGAGCAUAAUUUUAUUGAAAAAUAUACCAGAUUUACAUCCAGAAGGUUGUGUAUUUCUUUCUGCUGGUUUCAGAAAUUAUUUUGUGAACUGUUUGAACUUUUGUCGCAA
Molecule: messenger RNA, 1182 nt
Organism: Amaranthus tricolor (Joseph's coat)
Lineage: Eukaryota; Viridiplantae; Streptophyta; Magnoliopsida; Caryophyllales; Amaranthaceae
Exons: 11
Coding region: 99-860 (253 amino acids)
Biological process (GO): peptide biosynthetic process; translational elongation
Cellular component (GO): cytoplasm
Molecular function (GO): translation elongation factor activity
Source: RefSeq, a predicted model, not a curated record